CGCGUGCUGAGGACGGUGGUGGAGGGGGGGCUGGAAACCGUCAACCCGCAGCGCGAGCGCACUGUGGAGAGUUCAGAGGAUCGAGUCGAGCGAGGCGGCGGACGCGACCAACCAGUUUGUGAAAGAAAAGUUGACGCCGGCGCUGAAGAAGAAAGAAAAGAAAGUCGGGAUAAAAAAAAAAAAACGAAAGCGUUUUGCUUCGAAGAUUACAAUGAAGUCGAGAAAUAAGGUCACGGAUACCUGAGUUUUGUGGAGGAUAAGAAAAAAAGCCAACUCCACGACCUGGAUAUUAAGUUUGGAGAAUAACGUUCUGAAAGGGGGGUCGCUUCAUUGGAGGAUUUUCCUAUUUUUUUGACUGAAAUUUUCUGUUAAAAGAUGGCGGUUUGGAGGCAGGUGGCGAUCCGUGCGAUCACGGGGUGUUUCCUGCUGUUCAGCUUGAGUUCUGGUCAGUACAACGGUGAGAAGGGGAUCUCAGUGCCAGAGCACGGUUUCUGCCAGCCCAUCUCCAUCCCUCUGUGCACAGACAUCCAGUACAACCAGACUAUCAUGCCUAACCUUUUAGGUCACACCAACCAAGAGGAUGCUGGAUUGGAAGUGCACCAGUUCUACCCGCUGGUUAAAGUGCAGUGCUCGCAGGAUCUCAAGUUCUUCCUGUGCUCCAUGUAUGCGCCGGUGUGCACCGUGCUCGAGCAGGCCAUCCCUCCGUGCCGGUCUCUGUGCGAGCGGGCGCGCCAAGGCUGCGAGGCGCUCAUGAACAAGUUCGGGUUCCAGUGGCCCGAGCGGCUGCGGUGCGAGAACUUCCCAGUGCACGGUGCGGGAGAGAUCUGCGUCGGACAGAACACGUCGGACGCCGGAAAGCCGACGUCCGAUCCGACGCCGAACAUGGAGGACAAUUUCACGCCGCGCCCGAUUGAUCGAUGGGGUCAACCUUUCUCGUGUCCUCUUCAGCUGAGCGUGCCUUCCUACCUCAAUUAUAAGUUCUUGGGAGCCAAAGAUUGCGGGGCGCCCUGCGAACAUUCGCAGCCGCACGGACUGAUGUAUUUUAAAGAGGAAGAAGUGAAAUUUGGGCACCUUUGGGUCGGGAUUUGGUCUAUACUGUGCUGCCUGAGUACUCUCUUUACGGUCCUCACUUACCUCGUGGACAUGCGGCGCUUCCGUUAUCCUGAGCGUCCGAUUAUCUUCCUGUCUGGUUGCUACUUCAUGGUGGCUGUGGCUUACGUCACUGGGUUUCUUCUAGAGGACCAGGUGGUGUGCAUUGGCAAGUUUGGGGACAAUGGCUACAAAACUGUGGCACAGGGAACCAAAAAGGAGGGAUGCACUAUCCUGUUCAUGAUCCUCUACUUCUUUGGAAUGGCCAGCUCCAUCUGGUGGGUGAUUCUGUCCCUGACCUGGUUCCUGUCAGCCGGGAUGAAGUGGGGACACGAAGCCAUCGAGGCCAACUCGCAGUACUUCCACUUGGCAGCAUGGGCUGUUCCCGCUGUGAAAACCAUCACGGUGCUGGCACUUGGCCAAGUCGACGGUGACAUCCUCACGGGAGUUUGUUUUGUGGGCAUCCACGAUGUAGCAGCACUGCGGGGCUUCGUCCUCGCUCCUCUAUUUGUCUACCUCUUCAUCGGGACGUCCUUUUUGUUGGCCGGAUUCGUGUCUCUCUUCCGCAUCCGCACCAUCAUGAAGCACGACGGCACCAAGACGGAGAAGCUGGAGAAGCUGAUGGUGCGCAUCGGCGUUUUCAGCGUGCUCUACACCGUCCCCGCCACCAUCGUCAUCGCGUGCUACUUCUACGAGCAGGCCUUCCGCGAGCAGUGGGAGAAAACGUGGCACAUGCAGACGUGCAAACGCUUCGCCGUGCCGUGUCCGGCCGCUGACUUUGCGCCCAUGUCCCCGGAUUUCACCGUCUUCAUGAUCAAGUACCUCAUGACCAUGAUCGUUGGGAUCACGUCCGGAUUCUGGAUCUGGUCGGGGAAGACGCUGCAGUCGUGGCGCAGGUUCUACAAGCGGCUCGGAAGCGGUCAGGGCGAGACGACCGUGUGAUUUCGUAUAAACCUGCAAGCAAAACUGACAGACAGACAGACAGCCUACAUGUCUCAGAACUGCAGCGUGGAUUAAAAAAUCAGACUUCUAUGACAAGAUGCCCGGAGGAGGAUUUUGCUCUGAUAAUCCACACAAACACACACACACCAAAAAGAUCGCCUUGUUUCACUUAAAUACUUGAACUUUUGGCCCUAAAUGUCUACACUUUUUUUCCUUUUCUACAACUUUUGCAUGAUUUUAAAAGACUUAUUUUUACGUGUUCAAAAAUGGCUUUUUUUUUUUUUUUUUUUUUUUUUAUUAAAGAAAAUACAGUUUGGUACCUUGCAAAAAAAAUGCUCAGUGUGACGUCGUAAUGGCGAGAGAAUCAUCUCCGCAGUGGCCAAAAUGUAGUAUUUUAUAAUCUUGUGCCUUGUAACGUUUUUGGACCCUAUAUGUUUUUCAUUCAGUUUUUUUCAAGAAUGUUUUUACGUGUUUAAUGUCCUUUAGAACUAGAUCCAUUGGGUUCGUGCGGCUGUAAGACUUCAUAGUGAAGGUUUCAGACAGACAGGCUCUGAUGAUGUGGCUGUGAUCGGUGGGAUUCAAUGUAGAAGGUGAAAUAAUUUUUUUUUUUCUUUUCUUUUAAAAAUGUCCUAUUACUGUUUAAAGACAUUACCUGUAUUUAUUUAAAGUAAUCUCAUUUUUAAGACCAUAUUCUCCACUCAGCAGUUUCACUUAAUAAAGUGAGUAGAUUUUUAGAA
This is a messenger RNA of Silurus meridionalis, 2768 nucleotides long. RefSeq names its product frizzled class receptor 7b (gene fzd7b). Bases 376 to 2031 code for a protein of 551 amino acids. The record is from RefSeq and is a predicted model, not a curated record. Lineage: Eukaryota; Metazoa; Chordata; Actinopteri; Siluriformes; Siluridae. Gene Ontology annotation, cellular component: plasma membrane. The transcript has 2 exons. Gene Ontology annotation, molecular function: Wnt-protein binding; Wnt receptor activity. Gene Ontology annotation, biological process: non-canonical Wnt signaling pathway; canonical Wnt signaling pathway.